Oncorhynchus masou masou (cherry salmon) is the source of this 1092-nucleotide messenger RNA. Its product is annotated as epidermal growth factor receptor substrate 15-like. NCBI's taxonomy places the organism in Eukaryota, Metazoa, Chordata, Actinopteri, Salmoniformes, Salmonidae. Bases 400 to 1092 code for a protein of 230 amino acids. The record is from RefSeq and is a predicted model, not a curated record. The transcript is spliced from 5 exons.
CUUUUUGGAGCGUUAUCUGCCCUCCUGCACAUUUGCGUCAGCAGAAUAGCAUGUUACAAAUAGAUAAGGGCUUUAUAACUUAUGUAACGUAGCACAAUGACAAUGUAAACAACGCUAAUGAUGUUUGGACGCCUCUGAACUCGGUUGGUAUCAAGGGUCGAACCUCCCACGUGAUGAAAGGCUCAAGAAUGGAGUCGGAAGAGGCUAUGAUAAAUUGUAAAAUUGACCAGAAGCGCCAGUUUACUCCAAACAGAGUGAAGCAUGGUUAUUUCUAGGUAAAUAACCGAACUAUCAAAACCUUCUCGGAUAAUCGCUUUGGGAUCCCAUCCUGUGCACGGGACCGCAGCCAAGCUCUAGUCCGGUACCUGGCGAUGCGAUGGGAGAGCGAAUACCGCAGAGAUGAUGCGUUUUCUACUGGAUUGCUUGCGGACGCCAAGGCAACGGGCACCGUGCAGUGAGAGGGACAAGGACUUUGUGGAACAGGACGAGUGUGUUGCUCAGAAGACUGGAGAAAUCAGAGACCUGCAGGAUGCCGUGCAGCAGGAGGACAUUGAGCUGGAGGAGCAGCGGGGAGACCGCCGGGAGCUGGAGGAGACCCUGGAGAAGCUGGAGCAGCACAGGAUGGAGCUGGAGGACCAGCUCAAACUGACCAGGCUGGAGUGCGUCCAAGAGAGCCAGCAGAUUCUUUCCCUGCAGGCGGAGGAGGUGGCCAGGGAAACGAAGGUGGAGGAGUAUGAGCGGGAGCUGGCCCGGGCAAGGAGGAAACUCAAACAGCUGAAAAUGGAGGUCAGACGGGCCCAGGGGAAGGUGGAGGAGGCGGGCGAACGCACCAUCCCUCUGGAGGAGUCCAUCAGCCAAUCAUAUGAGGAGAUUUUACAGGAGGAGCAGACGCUCAGUAUACUUAGUGGGGAGCGGACGGGAGAUGCAACACUGCCAGACCACCAGCAGGUGGAGCCAAUCGACACAUCCCCCAUCAGCCUCAGGACAGAGGACAGAAAUCUUGACUUCCCUGCUGUACCAGCCAGGUCAUGGGGCAGGAGCCAAUCACUGCCUGUCUAUGCUGAAAUAAAAAAGUGUUUAAAUCUUACAUGA